Labrus bergylta (ballan wrasse) is the source of this 2691-nucleotide messenger RNA. Lineage: Eukaryota; Metazoa; Chordata; Actinopteri; Labriformes; Labridae. The record is from RefSeq and is a predicted model, not a curated record.
UGCAUGGGUCUGUAAACCUUUCUGUGUUCUAACCUCUCUCCAUUUUUCAAAAGCAUCUCCAAUAUUUACCAUCAAGAUCAAUAACAUCUCCAGGGAUUUCUAAAGAGGAGGGGCGGAGCUUCUUCUGGCUCCAGAAACAAGAUGAAGAUGAUAAACGUGACAAACAACAGGCUUCAAAAACACGAUUCAUGAAUCACGUUAAAUCCCAGCAGGUCUGAACACACCGCCCCCGAGUGUGUGUGUGUGUGUGUGUGUGUGUGUGUGUGGUUAUAAACAGCUGACAUUGUUUGGACAGUAAUCUGACCCCUGCAGGCUGCAGGACGAUGAUCCGCUCACCCCUGAACAUUUAUUCUUAGAGUCUUUGUUCUGCUGACAUGUGGAAGGUCAAACGUGAGUCUUUUCUCUGCAUGCCUCCAUUUUUUACUCGCCAACUGUCACAUGCCAACGUUUGUCUUUUAACAGAAUCGACUGAACGAGCUGCGUUUUAACAUCAACACGUUGCGUCUGGCAGCCUUUAAGGUCUAAACGUAGAUAAUCCAUCAGGACUCAGAUACAGAACUCUGAGGAGUGUUUCUAUCUUCUGUUAUUUUUGUGAUCACAAUCUUUAUCUUUUCUGCUCUUUAAUCUUUAUAGAACACUAACUCAUAGAAACACUGAUGUUCCUGUAAUAAUCCUCUAUUCUAUAUUAUAGUAGUGUACAGUAGCAGCCGGUGAACGACAACACGCCUGGGAUUCAAAUGGGUCUACAGAUCUUUUUUAAUCUGCAGAAUAUUUUCUUUAAAUACAUAAAACGUGUGUCCGUCGUUUUUAAAGGAGCUGUGUUAGAAAACAGAUUUUCAGAUAUGAACUUUUGUUGCAGCUCCGGUUGUUUUUCCUAAAGAGACGAGGUACCGGCCCAUUCUGGAGGUAAACCUUGAGAUCCUGCUCGACAUCACAGAUUAAAGCUACUAAAGCUAACGCUGGAGCUAACUCUACAGCUAAUACUGAAGCUAACACUGAAACUAACACUGAAGCUAACUCUACAGCUAACACUGAAGCUAACACUGGAGCUAACACUGAAGCUAAGCUAAGCAUUAUAAAGAUGACCAUCAUUAAAAAGUAUCCAUCAGUCCGACUACAAACUCUUCCUCCCCCCUCUGUGACCACUUCCUGUAUGCCCAGAGUUUGGUACCCCCCGACCCCAUGUCUCAGUUCCACCUGAGGAGAGGCUCACCUGACGACGAGUUCCCCGACCUGUGCAGGAACUCCACCUGGAUGGGACGGAUCCUCACGCCCGCCAUGUACCGCAGACAGUUUGACCGCUGUACCCGCAGUGGAGUCAUCUUUGAUGAUGUCAUCCGCCCCGGACUCGAGGAACCAGGUGAUUGGUCGGGUCCUGUUUCUGUUGGUUGUGUCGCUGGAGACGCUCAGUCCUACGUCCUGUUCUGUGACUUCUUUGACCGAGUGAUCGAGGCGUUUCACGGACACAAGGUCACCAGCCAGACGCCGGAGAACGACUUCAACUACGACAACUUGAAGGGGGGCGAUGACUUGGACAGGUUGUACGUGGUCAGCUGUGAGGUGAGCGUCAUUCGAGGCGUUGAAGACUUCAGCUUUCCAACACACUGCAGUCGAGGAGAGCGCAGACAGCUCCUCUCACUGGCCAGCAGAGCUCUGCAGCAGCUGCAGGACCAGCUCCCGGGUUGCCUCCUCUCUCUGGAGGACCUGAACCAGGAGCAGCAGAGGGAGCUGAACUUGAACCCCCCGUCUACCUCCCAGCUCCGGACUGGCGUGGCCCGGGACUGGCCCGACGCCAGGGCUGUGUGGGUAAGCGAAGAUGGCAGCCUGGUGGUCUGGAUCAACAUGGAGGACCACCUGAAGCUUGUGUCGACGCGAGGCGACGCCAACAUGGCCAAGGCUUUUAGGACCGUCUGUAUGAACCUGCAGAAGCUGGACGCCGUCUACAGAGCGCUCAAACACCCGUUCAUCUGGAAGCAGCAGCUGGGCUGGGUGACGAGCUCUCCGGCUGACGUGGGGACGGGUCUGAGGAUCAGAGUCCAGCUCAGACUACAACACCUCCCCCGACACAGACGCGUGGAGGACGUCCUGAAGAGACUGAGGCUCAGUAUGGACGGGACAGAAUCCCCGGCACUGUAUCGUGUGAGCAACGUGUCGACCUUUGGCGUGAGCGAGGUGGGACUGACCCAGCUGGUUGUGGACGGCGUCAAACUGCUCGUCGCCAUGGAGAAGCGGCUGGAGGGGGGCGGGGACAUUGAUGACCUCGUCCCUACACAAAAGUAGAUCUGGAUGGUGACAGGCUGGCGUGAGGAGGCAAACCGACCGAUCAGAUGAAAGUAAAUGAUGCAGAGUGGUUGGUGAUGACCUCGUCCAUUUUACUGACCUUCACUUUGUGAUUAAAAAAACGACUCGAGCUAAAAAGGUUAAUUUGAGUGUUUUUAUUUGAAAUGAAUCCGUCAUGGCUACACGGGACGUCUGCUGCUCUCCUCUUCAACGUUUCUUUAAGUGCUACAACAAACAGUACAAGGGGGGGUCCGGGUUAGACCCUGACCUGGGACAGCCAGAGACCUCCACACCACGGAGUCACACAGAACUUCCACCAGAUACGUGUGCGUUACCGCUCCGCUCCAUUACGGCUCCUCCCACAGGGGCAGCACGGAGCAGCGGCGCCGGACAGCUGGAGUCACGAGGUAA